GCGCGCCCCGUGUCCGAGCCGCGGGCCGGGCCCUGAGCGCCGCGCGGGCUCGCGCCGCCGCCGCGCCAUGGCGGAGACCAAGAUCAUCUACCACAUGGACGAGGAGGAGACGCCGUACCUGGUCAAGCUGCCCGUGGCCCCCGAGCGCGUCACGCUGGCCGAUUUCAAGAACGUGCUCAGCAACCGGCCGGUGCACGCCUACAAAUUCUUUUUCAAGUCCAUGGAUCAGGACUUCGGGGUGGUGAAGGAGGAGAUCUUGGACGACAACGCCAGGCUGCCCUGCUUCAACGGUCGCGUGGUCUCCUGGUUGGUCCUAGCUGAGGGUGCUCAUUCAGAUGCAGGGUCCCAGGGAACUGACUGCCACACUGACCUUCCCCCACCCCUCGAGCGCACAGGUGGCAUUGGGGACUCCCGGCCACCCUCCUUCCACCCAAAUGUGGCCAGCAGUCGUGAUGGAAUGGACAAUGAGACUGGCACGGAGUCCAUGGUCAGUCACCGGCGGGAGAGAGCCCGACGGCGAAACCGAGAGGAAGCUGCCCGGGCCAAUGGGCACCCGAGGGGAGACCGGCGUCGGGACCUGGGGCUCCCUCCAGACAGCGCGUCCACAGUGUUGAGCAGCGAGCUGGAAUCCAGCAGCUUCAUUGAUUCGGACGAGGAGGACAACACCAGCCGGCUGAGCAGCUCCACGGAGCAGAGCACCUCUUCCCGGCUUAUUAGGAAGCACAAGCGUCGGCGGCGGAAGCAGCGCCUGCGGCAGACGGACCGGGCCUCCUCCUUCAGCAGCAUCACCGACUCCACCAUGUCCCUGAACAUCAUCACCGUCACGCUCAACAUGGAGCGGCACCACUUCCUGGGCAUCAGCAUCGUGGGCCAGAGCAACGACCGGGGCGACGGGGGCAUCUACAUCGGCUCCAUCAUGAAGGGCGGGGCCGUGGCCGCGGACGGCCGCAUCGAACCCGGCGACAUGCUGCUGCAGGUGAAUGACGUCAACUUCGAGAACAUGAGCAAUGACGACGCUGUGCGGGUGCUGCGGGAGCUCGUGUCCCAGACGGGGCCCAUCAGCCUCACAGUGGCCAAGUGCUGGGACCCGACCCCCCGCAGCUACUUCACCAUCCCGAGGGCUGACCCGGUGCGGCCCAUCGACCCUGCUGCCUGGCUGUCCCACACGGCAGCGCUGACCGGCGCYCUGCCCCGCUACGGUGCGAGCCCCUGCUCCAGCGCUGUCUCCCGCACCAGCUCCUCCUCACUAACCAGUUCUGUGCCCGGCGCCCCGCAGCUGGAGGAGGCGCCCCUGACGGUGAAGAGUGACAUGAGUGCCGUCGUCCGGGUCAUGCAGCUGCCGGACUCGGGGCUGGAGAUCCGGGACCGMAUGUGGCUCAAGAUCACCAUUGCCAACGCCGUCAUUGGGGCGGAUGUGGUGGACUGGCUGUACACCCACGUGGAGGGCUUCAAGGAGCGGCGAGAGGCCAGGAAGUACGCCAGCGGCAUGCUGAAGCACGGCUUCCUGCGGCACACGGUCAAUAAGGUCACCUUCUCUGAGCAGUGCUACUACGUCUUCGGGGACCUGUGCAGCAAUCUCGCAGCCCUGACCCUCAACAGUGGCUCCAGUGGAGCCUCCGAUCAGGACACCCUGGCCCCGCUGCCCCACCCGGCAGCACCCUGGCCCCUGGGUCAGGGCUACCCCUACCAGUACCCAGGGCCCCCGCCCUGCUUUCCGCCUGCCUACCAGGACCCUGGCUUUGGCUACGGCAGUGGCAGUGCUGGCAGCCAGCAGAGUGAAGGGAGCAAAAGCAGCGGGUCCACCCGGAGCAGCCGUCGGGCCCUGGGCCGAGAGGAGGAGCGCCGGGCAGCUGGAGCCAGGGGCAGUGGCAGCGAGUCAGACCACACGGUGCUGAGUGGGUCGGGCGGCACUGGCAGGCGGGAGCGACCAGUCAGCCAGCUCAGCCGGGGCAGCAGCCCCCACAGCCAGCUCUCAGCCGUUGCCCCAGGGCUCCCCCCACUACACCCCCUGACCAAGGCCUAUGCAGUGGUGGGCGGGCCACCUGGUGGGCCACCUGUCCGGGAGCUGGCUGCCGUCCCCCCAGAGUUGACAGGCAGUCGCCAGUCCUUCCAGAAGGCCAUGGGGAACCCCUGUGAGUUUUUUGUAGACAUCAUGUAACUGGCCGCCUGUGCCUUCAACCCUGCCCAUGGGGGGAACAGUGGCCCCUACAACAGGAGCUCUGUGGGCCUACGUGGUGGAGGCUGGCCAGGGGUCGUGGGAGCAGGCUGGAGGCGAGGGCCGAGGUCAGCCCAUUGCUGUGAUCUGGCAUUUCCUGCGGUAGAGCGGCUUGUAUCUGCAGAGCCUUUUGGGGGGACCAUCUCUGUCCUUGGCCUGAGCCUCAGGGACCCUCUGACCCCCCUUGGGGAUGAGGAUGCCCUCUUUGGCUUCAUGUUGCUCCCACUUCCAGAGCCACGUGAAGGUGGGCCUGAAGCCUUCCUCACACAGUGCACAGGCCUCACCUGUCAGCCCUGGUGGGGACCUCGAGUGGCAGGAUUAGAGCCCCCAGACCCCUCUGGCUGCCCAGAGUGGGGUCUAACUUAUUUAUUUAUUGCCAGCCUGCCCACUCUGGGGGAAUGGCUAGUCAGCUGUCCCCCUCCCUGCCCAGCUGGGGGUGGCUGCCUAUUCCCCUGCCCUCCUGGGACCCAGAGAGGAGGGGAGCACAGGCUGAGCCUGGAAGCGUGUGGUGGAUGGUGGGGGGCAGGUCAGGGGGCACCCUGCGCUCCGUGACUCCCUUGGGGCCGUUGUGCCACUGUCUUUUCGGGCACGCCCGGCCCUGCUCACUGCGCUGUAGAUACUGUGUCAGUCCCGCGUCUAGUUCAUGUAGAGCUGCUUCUGUGUAAAUGCUAUUUUAAACACUAAAAAGCAUUUAAUUUUA
Urocitellus parryii (Arctic ground squirrel) is the source of this 2915-nucleotide messenger RNA. RefSeq names its product dishevelled segment polarity protein 1 (gene Dvl1). The record is from RefSeq and is a predicted model, not a curated record. Gene Ontology annotation, molecular function: frizzled binding. NCBI's taxonomy places the organism in Eukaryota, Metazoa, Chordata, Mammalia, Rodentia, Sciuridae. Gene Ontology annotation, biological process: canonical Wnt signaling pathway; intracellular signal transduction. Gene Ontology annotation, cellular component: cytosol.